Messenger RNA from Penicillium malachiteum, 234 nucleotides. RefSeq lists its product as uncharacterized. The transcript has 2 exons. NCBI's taxonomy places the organism in Eukaryota, Fungi, Ascomycota, Eurotiomycetes, Eurotiales, Aspergillaceae. The record is from RefSeq and is a predicted model, not a curated record. Bases 1 to 234 code for a protein of 77 amino acids.
AUGGCGGAAGCCGAGGCCAAGAAAUACUGGCAAAAAGGUUGGUUGGCCAAGGGCAUAGACCAGUUAGUCGCCUGGAUCUGGACAGGAAAAAGUGGGGAUGCGGGCGCCUUGAUGAAGGCCCAAAAGGCGCUCGAUGAGGCCAACGCCAAAUCCGCCGCUCUCCUACCCGGCCCUCCUGACCGACCACUACGCCUUUAUUACGAGGGCGGGAGGAUGUCAAAAGCGUGGCGGUGA